GCUCUUUUCUGGUCACGUGACAGUCAAUGCACACUGUCAAACCAGAAUGUCCAGCUCAUCUCAGAUGAAGUCCAUUAACAUUAUUAUCACAGAAUAAACGCUUAUAUCACGCAAAUAUCUGAGCAGCGGCGCUGAAAUGAGAGCAGAUUUGACGUUUCUACACAUCUGUCUGCUGGUACAGGUUGUCAGAGGCACAUUAUCAAAGACAGAUGCCAAAAAAGCCAGUAAGAACCAGGAAGCAGAGACGACAUUGGCAGAGCGUCCGGUUCAGGAUCGGGGUCUGGUGGUGACUGACCCUCAGUGGAGAGAUGUAGUGAGAGAAGAGAAGAGGUUCAGCCCGCAGUCUGUGUCUACACGACACUUUAAAGGAGCGGUGUUGGGUUACAUCACACCUUGGAAUUCUCAUGGAUAUGACAUCGCCAAGUUGUUUGGUCCCAAGUUGACGUCCGUGUCUCCAGUGUGGCUUCAGCUGAGACGGAGAGGACCUGAGAGUUUUCACAUCACCGGACUGCAUGACCACGACCCCGGUUGGGUCAAAGCUGUGAGGAAAGCCAAUAAGAAAAACAAAAUACUUCCUCGACUGUUGUUUGAUGGAUGGUCCUAUCAGGACUUCAUGAGUGUUUUUGACAGUGAGGAUGAGAUCGAGGAGUUGGGUCGAGAGGCGCUGGAAGCAGCAAAGGCUGAAGGUUUUGAUGGAUACACGCUGGAGUUGUGGAGCCAGCUUGGGGGAAACAAGAGAAAAGAGCUGGCACACCUGAUCACACACCUGUGUGAAACUCUUAAUGCUGAAAAGUUAACCUGUGUGCUGGUCAUCCCUCCUUCAGUCGCACCUGGUUCGGGUCAGCCUGGCAUGUUCGGACAAGAAGACUUUGAGAAACUGGCACCUGUGGUGGAUGCAUUCAGCCUCAUGACAUAUGAUUACUCCGGGCCCGGCAGGCCUGGUCCGAGCUCUCCGCUGUCGUGGGUCAGUGAGUGUGUGCUGCAGCUCGCUCCUCGGAACCAGUGGAGACACAAGAUUCUGCUAGGAAUCAACAUGUACGGACUGGAUUUCAGCAGCCAAGGUGGAGCAGAACCACUGCUGGGGGGGAGGUAUAUAGAACUGCUGAAGGAAUUGAAGCCCAAACUACAGUGGGACGAAAAUGCUGGAGAACAUUUUUUCAAUUAUAAAAGGAGUAAUGGAGCGAGACAUGUUGUUUACUACCCCACUUUAAAGUUUCUCCAGCUACGUCUUGACUUGGCAUCUGAAUUGGGCACAGGAAUAUCCAUGUGGGAGCUGGGACAAGGACUGGACUAUUUCUACGACUUAUUGUGACCUGCUCGUCCUGUCUCUAAUCUGACUCUAAAUAAUAAAGUGAUUUAUUC
Molecule: messenger RNA, 1362 nt
Organism: Xyrauchen texanus (razorback sucker)
Lineage: Eukaryota; Metazoa; Chordata; Actinopteri; Cypriniformes; Catostomidae
Gene: chid1
Product: chitinase domain containing 1
Exons: 13
Coding region: 137-1312 (391 amino acids)
Biological process (GO): carbohydrate metabolic process
Cellular component (GO): extracellular region
Molecular function (GO): chitin binding; oligosaccharide binding
Source: RefSeq, a predicted model, not a curated record